Molecule: messenger RNA, 1275 nt
Organism: Acaromyces ingoldii
Lineage: Eukaryota; Fungi; Basidiomycota; Exobasidiomycetes; Exobasidiales; Cryptobasidiaceae
Exons: 2
Coding region: 260-1114 (284 amino acids)
Source: RefSeq, a predicted model, not a curated record
CAACCUCUUACCUUGAUAUCACAGGCCAUCUUCCUAACAGUUGUUCCGCCAGCAACCCCCUUGUGCAGGUUAUGGUACAAUGGCUAUACUUGCAUAUGUUUCGCUUGUACGCUAGCUCAACAAGAUGACGAGGAUCGCUUGGAAAUCGGCAGAUCUAUCUCUUGAGCAGAAGUGACUUGGGCGAUAUAAAGGCGAUGCGAGCCUCAUCAUUUGGCCCGCCAUUGUCCCUCACACGAUUGUCUCUCUCUCACGCCCAACAAUGGUCCGAUUUGCUGCAACGUCCCUCGUCAGCCUCGCUGUCCUCGGCUCUUCGUCGCUUGUCUCUGCCCAAUUUGGCAGCACUGGCGGCGUCUCUCAAGGUUGCCUCCAGAAGCUCGUAUCAGCUCUGUCUGACAAGGACCUGGCCUCGUGCCUCCACGCGGAUGGCCUCACUGGGCAACUGCAGGGCGCAGACACCUCUUCGAGCCUGGUGCCCGUCAUCGAGAGCUACUUGAGCAAGAGUCUGUGCCCCAUGGAGCCUUGCUCUCAGUCCACGCUGUCCAAGAUCAACGGCACCUUCACGGACAGUUGCAGCAGCGAGCUCUCGCAGCCGGUCGGAGACACGCCCAACGCCGCACAGACCAUCGUGGCGCUCCUCUCGCACUACGACGAUCUCCGCGACGCGGUCUGCCUUGAAGACAAGAACGAUGGCGACAAGCUCUGCAUCGUCGAGAGCCUCCAAGCCUACGAGAACGCCACUGGCCAGCCUCUCACGAUCAGCUCCGCUAUGGAUCCCCUGCAAUUGGCGCAAGUGUCGAUGAUGGAGGAAAACAAGACGGUGACAUGCAACGACUGCAACCGUGCCGUUGCUAGGACGCUCGACCCAUUCUACAAGUCUCUCCUCAACCAGACGGGCUACGAUGCUGUGCAACAGAACCUCACCUCGCUUUGCGGAGAUGACUACUUCAGCGGGGCCAUGCCCGCGUCGAUUCAGAGCAGCGCAAAGGACACCUCGACAUCGCCAAACGCCGAGCGCACCUCCAACACUGACGGUGCAUUCCCCGCCCUCAAGCUGGCCUCGUGGACUGCUGUUGUCGCCGGUCCAGUCUUUGUUGGCUUCUCGCUCCUUCUCUGAUACUCUCUUGCGGUCGCAGAGCGCGCUGAAAAAUUCGAGACAAGGUCAUCGCUGAGACAAGACAGAAUGAGCAGUCAUCGGUAGAAUGUCUGUUUGCGCACAAGAAUGUCAUCCUGGCUUUCAAUCAUCUCCCUUGCAUUUACAUGAGAUAGGCAGCGGAU